Monoraphidium neglectum is the source of this 1167-nucleotide messenger RNA. RefSeq lists its product as hypothetical. The coding region runs from base 1 to 1167 and encodes 388 amino acids. NCBI's taxonomy places the organism in Eukaryota, Viridiplantae, Chlorophyta, Chlorophyceae, Sphaeropleales, Selenastraceae. The transcript has 6 exons. The record is from RefSeq and is a predicted model, not a curated record.
AUGGAUCAGGCUGACACAUGCAGCGGCCCAGGCCGCGACGGCGCUGCGCCGCUAGUCUCAGCGCGCUUUACGCGCGGCGCGGGGCUGCGGCCGGGGCUCGAGCCCGGCGACCUGGUUGUCUGGAUUGACCCUGCCAGCCGGCAGCCUUAUGGGGUUGUCAGGCUGCCACCCGGCUCCGAGCCUGCGGCCGUGGGCUCUCUCGCCAACGGCACCGGCGAGGGGGCGGGCGAGGGCGCCGGGGGAGACGUGUACGUGUUCACGCUGCUGGACGCGUCGUCGCCCGGCUUCCAAAAGGGCAGCUGCUGGCUGGAGGUCCACCGGCACUCGCAGGGCCCGCACAUUGGCUUCCGCAGCGCCGCCGCAGCCGGCCGCUUCCUGCAGGCGCGCCGCAGGGCCGCACUGGCCCCCGGCCAGCCGGCUGGCGACGGCCACCCGGAAGCCGCCUCCGUCUCGCAGAACGGCGCCGGGGAGGAGGCGCCGCGCCCGCUGGCGCCGGCGCGCGCGCUGUCGGCGUCGAGCGAGGCAUCGUUUCUCGAUGGCGCAGAGGCGACAUCCUUCGCAGGGGCGGCCACCACGGCGACCCCGGGCGGCGCGGCGGGCAUGGCGGCGUUUGCGAGGCGCCUCGCGAGGAGCAGCCGGCUGGUGUUCUUCAAUGAUAACCUCGGAGUGUACGAGCAGUGGGAGGUGCACCCCUCGGCUGGGCCUGGGCAGGAGGUGGCGGGACAGCGCCCCUGCGGCUGGGCCGACGCCCCCCUGCAGCAGCCGUGGGCGCGGGCCGCUGUGCAGCUGCGCAGCCGGCAGCUUCCGCACGUGCGGCUGGAGGUCGAGCUCGUGAGGGUGGGCGCCCUGGCCUCCCCCCGCCGUGUGCCCUCGCCACCGCGCCGCUUGCCGGCGCCGCCGGGUGCGGACGGCGGCGGCGACGCGCGGACACGCCUGAACACCCUGGAGGCCGUCGUGCUCGAGCAGUGGUUCACCUUUGUGGACGGCGAGAAGCUGGCCCGCCAGGAGGUUGAGGAAGCUGUGGCGCAACUGCUGGGGGAGAUGCAGGAGCUGAGGGAGGGCACCGCAGGGCAGAUGGACUCCCUACGCAAUGAGAUGGCGCGUGAGGUGGACAGGCUGCUGCGGCGUCUGGCGCGGCGCGAGGGUGCGCAGCUGCUGAGCUGUUGA